UUUUAUAUGCAAUGUAGUCUUGAUGUUGAUAUCAAUUUUAGCCAACACCACUAACCAAAUAUGAAAAAGUUUAAUCCUAAAAUUCAAAUCGAACUAAUCCACCUAAUCCUUUGAACCAAAAACGGCCCUUAAAGAUAUUACCUAUCAAAUUAAAAUUGAGAUGAAAACUUUGAAAAGACAGGAUACUAACAUUAUGUCGAUAUAGAUCACUUUCAUGUGGUAUCUUCUUAUCUGUACGUAGCUAUGUCCUUCUCCACAUCUCCAUUUACUAGCUCAUCUCAGCUCCUUACUUCUCUUCUUUGAUUACUCAGCUUUUCAGCAUAAUAAAAUAGUUCAUGAGAAGAUAAUUGUAUGUUUGAACUUUAGUCUCAGAUUGCUACUAGGAAAGGUCUAAUUAUACUGUCUUGGUCUCUGUUUAUAGGAAGAAAGUGUUUCCAAAAAGACAAACAGCUUCGUGUUAGGCACUGUUUGUCUCUUCCGGUACUUGUACAAAAAAUCCCAAGAUAAACACAAAAACACACACCACUUGUUUUCUAUACUCUCUUCUUUCAUUCCCCAUCACAAAAGGAGGAGGAAGGCUAUAAGCAACACAAAAUUGAUGAUAUGAUAAAGAUGAUUUUCACUUGAAUUGGCAUUGAUAGUACAACUUCUAGUCAAUUUUGCAUAACAAAAAAACAUCAUAGUAGUUUGAAUUCCAAUAAUUAUAUGGAAUCUUAUUAUCGUACUCAACGGCUACUUCCUGAUACACAUCCUGUUCUACAAGCUAGUAAUGAAAGCAAUUCAUUUCAUGAUUACUCCAAGGAAGCAAGUUUCGACACCAACAUGAUUAUUAUCCUAGCAGCUCUGCUCUGUGCAUUAAUAUGUGUACUUGGGCUAAAUUCAAUUGUGAGGUGUGUCUUAAGAUGUACCCGGAGAUUUUCUAUCGAGUCAAUAGACGCAAGGGCUGAACGCCUAGCUGCAACGGGGCUAAAGAAGACCACGUUGAGGCGGAUUCCAGUGGCUGUUUAUGGAUCAGGAAUUCAUAUUCUAGCGACGGAUUGUCCCAUUUGCCUGGGUGAGUUUAUGGAUGGUGAGAAAGUGAGAGUCUUGCCAAGAUGUCACCAUGGCUUUCAUGUGAGGUGCAUAGACAUUUGGUUGGCUUCACACUCUUCUUGCCCAACUUGUAGGCAAUCAUUGCUUGAACAACCUGUGAUGACAUCCUCUGAUGAUGCAGGGGAUGUUGAAGCUGGAUUGAGAUAGCCUAGAACUUCACGUGCAGGGGAAGUUGAUUAAUUUGCAAUGCCUUUUUUAUUUAUUUAUUAACGGCGUUGUUUUGACCAAAUGAUCCACACAUUUUACAGGAUAUCUGAUAGCUCCCACCAUCACAGAUACAUGUAACUUUGCCACCAAUAUUUAGGCAAAUGGAAAGUAGUUAGCUAGCAUUUCUUUUUCCUCUGCCAAAUUUGACUGCAGUAGAUUUUUUUUGGAAGUUGAUAUAGAAGGUAGGAAAUGGGUUAUAAAGGAUUGAUUUUUUCCUCCCUUUUUGUAAA
This is a messenger RNA of Solanum dulcamara, 1529 nucleotides long. RefSeq names its product RING-H2 finger protein ATL74-like. Gene Ontology annotation, molecular function: transferase activity. Gene Ontology annotation, biological process: protein ubiquitination. The record is from RefSeq and is a predicted model, not a curated record. The transcript has a single exon. Lineage: Eukaryota; Viridiplantae; Streptophyta; Magnoliopsida; Solanales; Solanaceae. The coding region runs from base 706 to 1239 and encodes 177 amino acids.